AUGCGUCUGACAAGGUUCCUGCAUGGCUUGGCAUGGUUGGCUGCAGUUGCAGCUGUUCCAUCAUCACUCGAGAACAGUGUUGUACCGUAUGGAUAUGCAAGAAAUGGGACAUACUAUGGCAUUAGUGUUCCUGGACUCACUCAAGACCUGUUCCUAGGCAUCCCGUAUGCUCAGCCACCCGUUGGAGACCUUCGUUUCCGUCAUCCCAAGUCUUUGAAUAGUACAUUCACGGAACUUCGUAAUGCUACCGAGAUUGGAUACACAUGCCCCGGUUGGGACAACACGACCCUUUAUACUCUUAAUGAGGACUGUUUGAAUCUGAACAUUGUGCGACCUUCAAGUGUUUAUCCUGCUACUGGACUACCGAUUGUGGUCCAACUCUACGCCGGUGCCGGACAAAUGGGUUCCGCUGCGAAUCCGAAUGCUAACUUGACUUGGCUUGUCCAGCGUUCGGUCAAAAUGGGUCAGCCGAUUAUGGGAAUUGCCCUGAAUUUCCGCAAAGGAGCUUUUGGAUUCUUAACAAGUCGAGAUGUUCAAAAUGCGGGAGAAUUAAACGCUGGAAUUCGUGACGUGCGUAUGGCACUUGACUGGAUCCAAGAGAACAUCCAAGGUUUUGGCGGAAAUCCGGAUGAAGUCACACUGAUGGGUCAAUCCUCUGGUGCAGACAUGGUGGCCUGGCAAAUGUUUGCAUACGGCGGUGAGGGAAAGCCUCCAUUUAGAGCAGCAAUACAGAACAGUGGAUCGUCAAAUGGCAUCGCAUCAAACUCGACAGAUUGGUACCAACCAAUGUACGAUCAGCUCGUAUCUAGUGUGAACUGUACAGAAUCUUCUGACAGGCUAGAUUGUCUCCGAAAGGCACCAUACGAUGCUCUGGCUGCUCAAAACAUCAAGUCAUUUUUCUUCGCUACUGUUGAUGGCAACUUCAUACCAGUUGCUGGUGGCCGAGCCAAGCAGCUAGGGAAGUUUCAUAAGGUUCCGCUUAUGCUAGGUGGAGGCCGAGAUGAGGGUACGGGUUUUGGAAUUGAAGGAUGCAAUACAGAGGAGGAUAUCAUAUCUCAUGGUCUUCUCUAUGGCUCUGGAUACCCCAUGUCCAAUGCUACAUGGAAGAAGGUUUUCGAACUUUAUCCAGAUGAUCCGGCCGAAGGUCUUCCGGCUGGAACCGGCUCAGAACGCUUUGCAUCACACGGUUACAUGUAUAAACGUCAAUCGGUUAUUUCUGGUGAUGUUACUUGGAAUAGUAAUGCACGGCAGGAUGCCCGGGUCUUUUCGGUAGCUGGUGUGCCUGUUUACAAGUUCGUCUUUGCCACGCCUUCUUGGUCCUCUCCAACGACCCCUCCUGCUGCUUACUUGGGCGCGUCUCAUGUGGCUAAUUGGCCUUUCACCUUUAACCUUCCUGGGAACGAUACUGAUCCGUGGAUUGGUCCAGGUGAGGCUCGAGCCCGCCUUCGAACAAUGGCAUCAUCUAUGACUGUGGCUUUUAUUGCAAGCCUCAACCCCAAUAAUCACGGCCAACAGUUUAUAAACUGGCCUCAAUACAGUGCAAGGGAUGCCGGUGUGAACUUUGUAUUUCACGCCAACGGUUCAUAUCUCGAGGAUGAUGAUUUCAGAAAGGAGGCUAUCGAUUACUUGAUUGAGACUCAGGCUGAUAGAGGACAGUAA
Molecule: messenger RNA, 1659 nt
Organism: Penicillium taxi
Lineage: Eukaryota; Fungi; Ascomycota; Eurotiomycetes; Eurotiales; Aspergillaceae
Product: alpha/beta-hydrolase
Exons: 4
Coding region: 1-1659 (552 amino acids)
Source: RefSeq, a predicted model, not a curated record